Orcinus orca (killer whale) is the source of this 1697-nucleotide messenger RNA. It is a transcript of the gene C9, whose product is annotated as complement C9. Gene Ontology annotation, cellular component: membrane attack complex. Gene Ontology annotation, molecular function: protein binding. NCBI's taxonomy places the organism in Eukaryota, Metazoa, Chordata, Mammalia, Artiodactyla, Delphinidae. Gene Ontology annotation, biological process: immune response. The transcript has 10 exons. The record is from RefSeq and is a predicted model, not a curated record. The coding region runs from base 38 to 1684 and encodes 548 amino acids.
UCUGGCCAUUCCACUGGGAGCUGCCUAGCUAGAGCAGAUGUCUACCAGCCGGAGGUUCGCCUUUGCAAUAUGCAUUUUAGAAAUAAGUCUCCUGAGAGCGGGGCCCACUCCCAGUUAUGACUCAGAGCCCGUGGAAAGCAGUGGCACGUCAUUGCCCAUAGACUGCAAGAUGAGCUCCUGGAGCAGUUGGUCCAACUGUGACCCUUGCCUCAAACAAAUGUUUCGCUCAAGGAGCAUUGAGAACUUUGGACAAUUUAACGGGCAAAAGUGCGUGGACGCUGUAGGAGAUAGACGUCAGUGCGUGCCCACGGAGACCUGCAAUGACCCUGAGGAUGACUGUGAAAAUGACUUUCGAUGCCAUACAGGCACAUGCAUAAAGAGGCGACUUCUGUGUAAUGGUGACAAUGACUGCGGAGAUUUUUCAGAUGAGGAUGACUGUGAAAGUGACCCUCGUCCUCCCUGCCGCAACAAAGUGGUGGAAGAGUCGGAGCUGGCACGGACAGCAGGCUACGGGAUCAACGUCUUAGGGAUGGAUCCCCUCACCACCCCUUUCAACAACGAGUACUACAACGGACUCUGUGACCGAGUUUGGGAUGGCAACAGCUUGACGUACUACCGCAGACCCUGGAACGUGGCUUCCCUGGCCUAUGAAACCAAAGCCGACAAAAAUUUCAGAACUGAAUAUUAUGAUGAAAAGAUGCAAGUAUUCAGAAGUAUCAUCCAAGAGAAGAAAUCAAGUUUUAAUGCAGAUUUAUCUCUAAAAUACACACCUCAUGAAGCAAUUGGACAGCUUGAAAGUACAGAUUCAAAACCUUCUGGCAAAAAAGACUUUCCACGUCUUUCAAAUGCCCAGGGUACCUUUCGAUUUACAUAUUCCAAAAAUGAAUCUUACAAACGGUUGUGGUCAUAUUCUUCGAAGAAGGAAAAAAUAUUUCUGCAUGUAAAAGGAGCCAUUCACCUGGGAAGAUUUGUGAUGAGAACUCGGGACGUCAUGCUGGCAACAACUUUCUUGGAUUCUAUAAAAGCUCUACCAGCUACCUAUGAAAAGGGGGAAUAUUUUGCAUUUUUGGAAACCUAUGGAACCCACUACAGUAGCUCUGGGACUCUAGGAGGACUCUAUGAACUAAUAUAUGUUUUGGAUAAAACUUCCAUGAACCAGAAAGGUGUUGAACUAAGGGAUAUACAGAGAUGCCUCGGGUUUAAUCUGGAUUUAUCUCUGAAUGCUGGAAUUGAAAUCGCAGGAAAUAUUAAUUCAGACAAUUGCUUAAAGAGGAGUGAUGAUAAAAUUCAAAACAUCACGAGUGAAAGCCUCAUCGAUGAUGUUAUUUCAUUCAUAAGAGGAGGAACAAGAAAAUAUGCAACUGAACUGAAAGAGAAGCUUCUCAGAAGAGCCAGGAUGAUUAAUGUGACUGACUUUGUAAAUUGGGCCUCUUCCUUAAAUGAUGCUCCAGUGCUCAUAAAUCAAAAACUGUCUCCGAUAUAUGAUCUGAUUCCAGUGAAAAUAAAAGAUGCACACCUAAAGAAACAAAAUUUGGAAAGAGCCAUUGAAGACUACAUCAAUGAAUUCAGUGUAAGAAAAUGCCAACCGUGCCAAAAUGGAGGGAAUGUGAUUCUGCUGGAUGGACAAUGUUUGUGUUCCUGCCCAUACAAGUUCAAGGGAGUUGCCUGUGAAAUCAGAAAAUAGAAAAGCUAUGAAG